AUGACCCGUGUCCAGACGGCACAAACCCAGCGCGAUGCCGGCCUAGAACGACACCCAACGGCCCUUAGUCGAAUUGCAACCCAGCACAGCCAACAUAAUGCAACAGUAGGCGCUGGGCUCAACCCCGAGUUAACCUUAAUGAUCCAUUUCACAGAGCCAAUCGUGCUAUGUCUCAGCAUCUACAUGGCAUUUCUCUAUGGCCUGCUAUACCUCUUCCUAACGGCGUACCCCAUCGUAUUCCAAAGAAUCCACGGCUUUGAAAAGGGUGUCAGUGGUCUUCCAUACCUGGGUCUUAUCAUUGGAGAGUUCAUUGGCGGGUUUUGCAUUCUCUGA
Molecule: messenger RNA, 333 nt
Organism: Penicillium canescens
Lineage: Eukaryota; Fungi; Ascomycota; Eurotiomycetes; Eurotiales; Aspergillaceae
Exons: 1
Coding region: 1-333 (110 amino acids)
Biological process (GO): transmembrane transport
Molecular function (GO): transmembrane transporter activity
Source: RefSeq, a predicted model, not a curated record